CGUCGAAAUUUUAAGCAGUGAAAAUUAUAAAAUACAUGCAUUAAUAGUGUAAAUUAUCUGAUAAAUAUAUUAAAAAAGUGUGAUUCUAUAAACAAUUUAUAAAAUUUAUAUAAAUGUAAGUAGGAAAGUCUAUGAGAAGUGCGUUAAUUUUGCAAUUAAAGAAUUGCAGUUUGUAAAAUUGAGCGAAUGAAAAUUUUACAACCAAAUAAAAAUCAAAGAGAAAAAAGCGUAUUACAAGCAAGAAAGCAGAAGAAGCGAGAAAAUUGUAAGAAAUAAAUAAUAUAGUCUUAAGAGGUUAAAAAAAAAGAAAAGAGGCAAGUUAGAAAAAAACGCGUACGUGCCGCUUGUGUGGCGUAUACAGAAAAAACGUAUAGCUGGAAAAUAAAAAAAAUAAUUUCUUUAUUAAAAGACAAUUAAAAAUAAGUUUUAUAAAUAUCUAUACACCUACAUAUAUAAAUCAGUAUAAAUCAGUAUACUUAAGAGUGAAAAAUUGUGCACUUCUAUUACAAUGAGUGUCGCUGCAAUGACUAUGGACGAUCAAAGACCUUUGAUGAACAGUUAUGACAAAAUGUCAAGUAAAUACGAACAAAGCAUGCAUGGUGUCGGAGGCAGUGGCUCAGGUGCGCCACCCUCCGGGCCCGCAUCGCCUACACCAUCUGGCUCAGAGGAGCCCACAUCGCAUCCAUAUACGCACCAUCAUCAUCAUUCGCACCACCAUCACCAACAUCAUCACCAGCAUAGCGUCGCUGCGGCAGAACAGCGCCAUCGUUUGUUAGAAGAAGAAAUCGAAACUCUUAAACUGGAGCAAACACGAUUACAACAACUACACUCCGACGCACAACGUCGGGAGAAAAUCCUCAUGCGACGUUUGGCGAACAAGGAGCAGGAAUUUCAGGAUUAUGUGACAUCGAUUGGUAGUCAUCUCAAAGGCAAUUUCGAUAGAGUCAUGAAAUUCAAUUUGUUUCUUAUUUUUGCCAUUUUGGCUUUCCUGACCGUAUCUUCAUAUGGACAAGAUACGACAGUUUCAUCAGAAGAAACAACUGCAGCUCCAAGUGAAGACACAACUGUAGCUGUGACUGAUGCACCUGUCGAUGAAACCACCACUGUAGUUGUUACCGAAGCGCCUACUGAAUCAGAAAGCACUGCGGCACCAUGCGGAGGAGAUAGAGGUCACCGAGGACAUCACGGACAUCACGGAGGUAGAGGCGGACGUGGUGGCAGAGGUGGACGAGGUGGUAGAGGACGUAGAGACGGUAGACGCGGCAGAGAUAACCGAGGCAGACGUGGUGGCAGAAGCAUUGGCCGUGGACGCAGAAACUGA
Messenger RNA from Teleopsis dalmanni, 1321 nucleotides. Its product is annotated as pre-mRNA-splicing regulator female-lethal(2)D-like. The transcript has 3 exons. The record is from RefSeq and is a predicted model, not a curated record. Lineage: Eukaryota; Metazoa; Arthropoda; Insecta; Diptera; Diopsidae. The coding region runs from base 509 to 1321 and encodes 270 amino acids.